Messenger RNA from Symbiodinium natans, 3184 nucleotides. Lineage: Eukaryota; Dinophyceae; Suessiales; Symbiodiniaceae. The record is from the annotation of a GenBank genome assembly.
AUGGCAUCUGUGCGGGGUCACAGUCCAGAAGGCGCGGGUAAGGCAAAGCUGUGCAUCAAGCGGUGCAACCGCUGCAAGUACAUCAAGCAUGCUGCUUCCUGGCAAAAGAAACUUGUUUAUUCUACCAGCUCCGGGGGCACCGCCACGUGGCUGGUGGAGAGCGACAGCAACAAGCCAUGGGGAUUGGGGUGCGCAGUUUGCAGAGAUGCUUGUGACAACCCGGCUGCAUCUGGAUCGGCCUUUGUCCAAAUGAAGAAGGGUGCAGCCCAAUACGAGGUGCCUAUGACCCGGUUCGGGGGUAUGCUGCAGCUGGAGGAUCUUCGGCGUCACGGAGAGUCGGAUGGGCACAUUCGGAGCUUGGAGAAGCUGGGACAGCCAGCUGCAUCGCCCGGGGGGAGCGAGGAGGACAAGGCAGUGCCGACACCAGCGCAAGUGCGCCUGGCGCUUGAAGUCCUGCGGAUGCCUAGCAGCGCGCAGGGUAGGUCCUACGAAGCUCGGUGCGAACUGGCGGGGCGAGCCGAUUGCAGGAACUUUCCUGCGGGUCGCUCCUGCGCGACCGAGCACGCGCGAAUCAUCAGGACAGUUGCAGAGGUGCUGUGGGACGAGGCCCGGCAGUGGCCCGACCGCAGGCUGGCCGCGAAGUGCAAGUCCGCUGGCUGGGCCGAGGACGUCAGCAAAGAUUCCUUGUGUGUGAAGAUGAGACUUGUGGACCACAAGUACCAGGUUCAUCACCGCAUGUUGGCGCUCUCAAAGUGCCACGGCGUCAAGGCAGGCAUGUCAAUAGUAAUGUUGCUUGCGCAGAACACGUGCAAUACCGUGCCCUCGCUCGGAAAAGUGGAGCACAUGGGGAGAGUUUUGCAGAAGUUCAGCCCGGACAACCAUGAGUCCUUCGCAAAGCUCUUCCAGGACCGAAGUCCAGGGUCUCCUGCAGUUCUGUGGGCCAUGCGCGCACCUUUGCAGGUGUACACUGUGGAUGGCGAAAAAGCUGAGGGACUGGCUGGGCGCUUUGCUGCCGCCACAGGCUCAGAUGGAAGCGGUUCACCGCCAGCAGCGUGUACCAGCCUCGCAGCCAAGGCCAAGGGUGUGUUGCCUUCCUUGAAGCUGUCCACAAGAUGCCGGCUGCACUCGGCGCAGCGAAGCUUGGAAAACUCCCUGAAGAGCGACGGGAACAUCAAAAUCCUGCUAGAUGAGUUCGUUAUGCGUUUGUCGUCACAAAACAGCAAGGACCCGGGCGGUUUCUGCAGGGCCAUUGGCAACUCUCACAAGUUGUUAGCACAGUUCAGCGAGAAGGUGCAAUCCCAGCUUGAUUGUGUUCUGGGUCCGCAGAUGAGCGCUCAUUACGUACUGACGCCCAGCAACAUUCGGCUGCUUGCACUGACGACGGAGUGGCUCAGCUUGGUGUCUCCAUUCGUUCAUGAGUACGACAGGGGCGCCGCAAAGUCAGAGUCCGCGCCGACCUCUUCCACAGCUCGCAUAUCCAACUGCUCCAGGUUGUGCGAGAAUCUGAAGCAGGACGCUGUAGACUCACUUGUGCGGAUGCUGCGUUCCAAUGAAUUACUGCUUGGGUUCACACAGGAUCUCAAUCGCACCUUUGCCUUCAAGUCCUUGGACGGCUCCACCGCCCAACGGCCUCUGGUUCUCAAUAGCAAUUACACGUCCGGGUACCUUCAGAUAGCCGAGCAGCAGAUGAAAGCUUUGAGCAGCAGCUCGGACAUUGCCGUGUACCAGGAUGGUCGCCUAUUGUUUCACUCUGAAGGCGUGCCCGACGAAGAGUAUGCUGCUCUGCUGGCGCCCGAAUUGGGGUCCAUCAAGAACGUGUCGGACUUGUUUCUCGAGUCCGUGGAGACUUGGCAUCAAGCUGGUGUUGGGUCUGCUCUGAGCCCCUUCGACGUGGUCUGGUGGACGGCCAACAGAUCAGACUCCACCCUGCCCGAGGUGUUGGAUCCUUUGGCCAAGCUGCUGCAGCUGGACACACACGUGCUGCGCGAAGAGUACCUCGUCGCACGACCCACGGCGGUCUUUCUUGCCAGGUCUGAGAGAGCCUACUGGCCCACGACUAUGCAGCGCUUUGAUCGGUUGAAAUCACUGAAAGUUCGCUUCAUGCUAGCAAUCUUCGAUGCCACUUCGGAGAUCGAGACCAGCUUUAGCACACUGCGGCUGUUUUCAGGCUCCAUCAAGGCCAGUAUGUCAGAGGAAAACAGGAAUUGCUAUCUGAAAGUCUUCUGCGACUGCCCGGACCUGGACAAGGUGGUUUUUUUCUCAAAGGGCAAUUACCAGCCAUCCAGUCUUGGUUUCAAAAUCCUGGACAAGUACCGGAAGCUUUAUGGUGGGCAAGGUCGGAACACGAGACGGGACCGACUUCCACGAAAGUCCUUCUGCUCGAGGCUGAAAUCCAAGGGCUUGGCGUCUUUCCAGAGACAGCGGGACGCACAGCGGCGUUCGCUGCAGCAGCCAGAUGCCGAGGAAGGUCUGGAAGACCUUCAGCAAGUCGUUGACUCCGCAGCAAGACGGCGUGCCUCUCCUAAGCAAGAGAAGCUGCGGGCAAUACUUCAGGCAAAAGCUGCGGAGCUCAAACAGGACUUCGUUCAUGGUCCCGGUCAUGGCAUUGCCGCCAAGUUGUCAGAGCAUGAAAGGAACGUGCUAAAGGACAAAGAGAAGCUCCAGAGGAUAGAGAUGAGACAAUUGCACGAGCAGUUGGAAGAACUAGCCCCGGGACCCUGCACAUUCGUCAUCCUCGGUUCCUGUGUCCAUUUGAAGACGCGUGCGAAGAAGCAGCUGGCCCGGGUAUCUUCGUUUGCAGGUUCUGUGUUCUACAGUGCCUCGGAGUUCUUGAAUGGCGUAAGCCAGGAGGUUGCCAUGGACUGCAAGCGGCUCGUGUGGGUGUGCGUGGAGCCGGAAACCUUCCAAAAGGUUUUGGGGCCCCAGAAUGGCGUCGAGAUUCCUGCGGCCGACGCCCAGGGAGAGUGUUGGAAGGAGGUUUCAAUCAUCCUGGCGACUCGCGUGCUUGGCGGGUAUGUCGCCAGUGGGCAAUGGCCGAGUCUACUUGCCAACCGACAGGACGCCUCUGUCCCCUCCCCGAUCAUCAGGCUUGGGGCAGCAUACGCCCAGCCGCACAACAUUUACAUGUCCAAGCUGCCGGAAAAGCUGAAAGGAUGUCUGAACCACCUCGAUGCCAUCCUGCGAG